Linum tenue is the source of this 1611-nucleotide messenger RNA. NCBI's taxonomy places the organism in Eukaryota, Viridiplantae, Streptophyta, Magnoliopsida, Malpighiales, Linaceae. The record is from the annotation of a GenBank genome assembly.
AUGGUUUCUUGGGAUAAUCCUGGUGCUUCCGUUGGGGCUUCGGUCACUUAUGGCCAAAUUUCUGGAGCCAAUAGACGAGAAGCUCGGAGAAAAGGGCAAGCUGCAUUGUUGGAGUACUUGCACUCAACAAGGAGUUUACAGUUUAUGGAUGCAGAUGAUAUAAGUAGAAAUUCGCCUCAUUUUCUGGAGAAAAUACUGGCGAAGAUUGAUUAUUCUGAGAAAGAUAUUGGCAGGUCUAUAACACGUUUUCUGAGGUAUCACCCCAUCAAUGAAUUUGAACCUUUCUUUGAGAGUUUGGGUUUAGAGCCGAAUGUAUACAGUUGUAUUCUUCCUGAAGAUAUGAUGUUUCUGAGUGAUGAUGAUUUGCUCAUGGAGAACUACCACGUCUUGUGUGAGUAUGUGAUACCAAGAAAUAAGAUGGGGAAGAUUCUCAUUGAGGUACCUGAAGUUUUUCGGUAUGAGCAUGGGGUGUUGGCCUCAAAAUUCAAAGCCUGUGAAGGAGCAGGGAUUAACAGGUCUUUCAUAGCUAAGGUGAUAGUUUCCAGCCCUCAAUUUUUGACGGGGAAUGCUAUUGUUGAUUUUGUUAGUUUGUUGCAAGUGUUGGGAAAAGGGGGUAUCUCAUUAUCUUGGGUUGAAGAGCAUCUGCCUGAGAAGAUGUGUUGUCCUUGGAGCCAGGUUCUGUCACUUGUCAACUUAUUCGUCAAGAUUGGUUAUAGUGAACAACAGUUAUGUUGCUUGAUAAUCCAGCAUCCGGAUUUCUUAUUUGAGGGGGAUAAAACACUAUCAGUUAUCGGGUUCUUAUCCAAAUUUGGCACCCCUAUGAAUCAGGCAUGUUCAGUCUUUUUUGAAUGCCAAGUAAUGGAGGUUGGAAACUUUUUGUCAAAUUUGAGGCAGUGCUUCGUGUUCUUUACUGAGAUCGACAUGGAGCCACUUGAGAUUGGAAAGAUUGUGCAUUCUCAACCUCUAUUGUUGAGUUCAUGUGCAUUGAAGAAAACCAGCACUUUGUUAUCUCGUUUGAAAUGUGGGAAGGUGACGCUUUGUGAGGUUAUCCUGAAUGAUCCCUUUCAAAUAAAGAAUUGGGUGAUUGGAUCAAAGUGUACACCACUGGGUCCAAGUGAUAAACAAAGCUCAAAGUUGUUGAAGAAGAAAUUCUUGUUGGACUUGGGAUUCACAGAUAACUCUGAAAAAAUGGAAAAAACACUUAAGCUUAUUCGAGGCAAAGGAUCAGAGCUGCAAGAUAGGUUUGACUGUAUUGUGAGAGCGGGGUUGAGUAAACAUGAUGUUUGUGCAAUGAUCAAAGCAUGCCCGCAUAUUCUUAAUCAGUCGAAGGAGGUUAUCAACAUGAAAAUUCAUUUUGUUGUAAAUGAAUUGGGUUAUCCGAUCUCAGUGCUACUUAUGUAUCCAAAGUUUUUGGUCCGCACAGCACAGGUGAUCAAGCUUAGAUUAUCCAUGUAUGAUUGGCUCAGAGAACAAGGACUAGUUGCUAGAACCCUGUCUUUCAGCACUGUUCUCAAUUCAUCAGAAAAAUUGUUUGCCAGACAGUAUGUAACAAUUCAUCCCAGAGGGCCAGAAUUCUGGAAGGAGCUGAAGACUAAAAUAUAUUCCAGCUGA